Dovyalis caffra is the source of this 306-nucleotide messenger RNA. Lineage: Eukaryota; Viridiplantae; Streptophyta; Magnoliopsida; Malpighiales; Salicaceae. The record is from the annotation of a GenBank genome assembly.
AUGGCAACUGAAACAAUUGGGCUCAUUCGGACUGAGUUUGGAAUCCAUGACCACGAGUCUCAGUUUCGAAUGAGCAGAGGAACGGAGUUUAGACUUUACACCGACCUUGUUCACGGUCCUCAGUCAACUGCAACCAUCAAUGAGAAUGAACAAUUCACAUUGACAGAAAUUGGGACCACAGCUGACAGCUCCAAACCAGCUGGGAUUGACCAGUAUUUUGCUGGGAAAACCGGGGCAGUUGGCACUCCAAGCGAAAGCCUUGGAUGCCUUUUGCGCAAUCAAUUGCGGAGAAUUAUAACAUCUUAA